AUGCACGCCCGCCGCGGCCUGCGCCACAUGCGUGACCCAGCGGCUGGCUCGCGGCGCCGCCUCUUCUCCUCCGCGUUCGGCGACGAAGCUUCCUCCAGCAACCCUGACGAAGACUACAUCGGAUUCGACGAUUUCGUCUCCGGGCCGACCGCUCCCGCUUCCGCGCAGCUCAAGGCAUUGUUGGAUAUUAAAGCCGCCUGGAAGAGCGGCUUCUACGCAGCUUCCACGUGGAAGGAGGGCAGUACGGACACAUCCGCGUGGGAGGGCCUCGAUAUUGACGACUCUGGGAAUGUCGUCAGCAUGCGGCUGGUCUCCGCGGGCGUCGAAGGCCCGCUGCCCGCGGCAUUCGCUGCACUGACGGCCCUCACGUCUCUAGAUCUCCGCCAAAAUAAGCUGACCGGCGAGAUUCCCCGCGGUGUUUUUUCCAAGAUGCCGUACCUCAAGGAGUUUUACGUAGCCGAUAACAAGCUCUCGGGGCUGUUUCCGUGGAGACAAAUAUUCGGGCAGGCGAAUUCCCCGCUGCAAAUGUUCGAAAUCGACGGCAACGCUUUCACUGGUGGCAUUCCCAACACCCUCUUCCAGAACUCGCCGAAUCUCCAAACUUUCACAGCUAGCGGCAACAAGUUCACCGGGCAGAUGCCUACUGGUUUGUCGGGCUGCCCGCUUCUUUCGGUCAUCGAUUUGUCGGACAACCAGCUGACCGGCCCAAUUCCGUCCGCGUUUGGCCGGAUGGACGGGCUCGAAGUGUUCGACGUCGGCAACAACCUGCUGACCGGUUACCUGCCGGCAACCUUCGGACUCUCUGCAACUCUCAUGAAUUUCGAUGUUAGCAACAACAAGCUGAGCGGUUACCUCCCCGCAUCGCUGGCCAAUCUCGGCCAAUCGCUGCGGGCCUUCAAAGUGGCGAACAACUACUUUACUGGCGUUUUGCCCAAGUUCCCAAACCUCGGGAGGGGAUGCGGCCCCAAGGGCUCCGACGCUGUUUCCUGUUACAGGUUCUCAAGCAUCAUUGAUUUGAGCAACAACUACUUUUUCGGAAAAGAUGAGAUGACCAUCCAGGCGGCCAAUUGGACAGGCACGCCCAAGACCGCCGUAAUCUGCCCAGGCAAAGACUUUCCGAAUGACAUUUCUGUUCAGGGAAAUUGCUUGGUGUCCACUGCGACCUGCACAGCCAAGUCGCAGAGGGCUGCUGCGCAAUGCACUGCGUUCUGUGGGACAGGCGCAGGUUCUCCUCAGUGCGGAGGCGGGGGUGUCUGUUUCUGGGAUGCAGCUAGUGGUAAGGCGGCAUGCCGGUGCAAGGAGGGCUUCGUGAGCACUGAAUUUCCCUUUCCGCAACCUCAUUUCCGCCCGAAAUCCCCUUUUCCGCAACCUCUCGCCUUACCCAUUCCUGCUCCUAUUGCCUCCCGGUUCAAAUUCUUCUUUCGCCUCCCCGCGCGUGCUCCUCUCGCAUCCCCUCGCUCUCCUCUCGCUUUCCCCGCCCGGCCUCCUCACGCCUCCCCGCGCGCUCGACUCUCGCCUCCAAGCGCGGCCUCUUCUCGCCUUGCCGCGCGUUCUCCUCUCGCCUCCCCGCGCCUGCUCUUUUUCGCCUCCCCGCGCCUGCUCUUCUCGCCUCCCCGCACCUGCUCCUCUCGCCUCCCCGCGCGCGCGAUUUUCGCCUCCCCGCGCUCUCCUCUCGCCUCCCCGCGCGUCCCACCUCCACACGUGUCCUCCUCUCGCCUUCCCGCACAUGCGCAUCUAGCCUGCGUCGUCGGCUUCACCCUGCCUCCCCUCGCUGCCUCUCCGCGUCUCGCGGCGGCCUCCCAAAGCGAGCUGCACUCGAAUAAGGCUCUUCUCCUCCUCUCACCACGCCUUCUCCUCCUCUCACCACGCCUUCUCCUCCUCUCACCACGCCUUCUCCUCCUCUCACCACGCCUUCUCCUCCUCUCACCACGCCUUCUCCUCCUCUCACCACGCCUUCUCCUCCUCUCACCACGCCUUCUCCUCUCACCACGCCUUCUCCUCCUCUCACCACGCCUUCUCCUCCUCUCACCAUGCCUUCUCCUCCUCCCGCCACCCCCUCUCCUCCUCCCACUAUGCCUUCUCCCCCUCCCGCCGUGCCCUAUCGUCCUCACGCCAUGCCUUCUCCUCCUCUCGCCAUGCCUUCUCCUCUCGCCAUGCCUUCUCCUCCUCUCACCAUGCCUUCUCCUCCUCUCACCACGCCUUCUCCUCCUCCCACCAUGCCUUCUCCUCAUCCCACCAUGCCUCCUCCCCCUCCCGCCGUGCCUUCUCGUCCUCUUGCCACUCCUCCUCUCCUGCUUCCCACCAUUUCCCCGCCUGCUUCCCCUAUUUUCCCCCUCUGCUCCUCUUUCCCCAUCUUCUCAACUUUCCCACCUCCGCUCUUUUUUCCCCUCUGCUUCUCUUCUCCCCCUCUUCUCCUCUUUUCCCUCACUGCUCCUCUUUCCCCCCUGUGCUCCUCUUUCCCCCCCCUACUCCACUUUCCCCCUCUGCUCCUCUUUCCCUCUCUGCUCCUCUUUUUCCCGUCUGCUCCUCUUGUCCCCCUCGGCUCAUCUUUCCCCCCUCUGCUCAUCCUUUUCCUUACUGCACCUCUUUCCACCCACUGCUCCUCUUUUCCCCCUCUGCUCCCGUUUCCCCCCCCCCGCUCUCAGUUUUCCCCCCCUACUCCCCUUACCCUCUCUGAUCCUCUUUUCCCCCUCAAAUCCUCCUUCCCAUCCGCACCUCCCCCGUCCCCUCUUAUUCCUCUCCCUUCCCCGCCAGCUCACUCACCCCUUUCUUCUUUUGCUUCUCAGCCGCCACUCUUCUCUCCACACCAUGCUCGUCAUGCCAUAUUCCCUUCCCGCCAUGCCAUUUUCCCUGGCGGUGAAGGCCGUGAGAGUGCUCUGCCUACAGGUGGCUGAUGCUUUCUCUCGAUCGACAUGGCGCAAGGUUUGGGGCCCCACUAUAUACCGUUGCGACACCACAACAGAGGUCACAUGA
Messenger RNA from Closterium sp. NIES-65, 2973 nucleotides. Lineage: Eukaryota; Viridiplantae; Streptophyta; Zygnematophyceae; Desmidiales; Closteriaceae. The record is from the annotation of a GenBank genome assembly.